This is a messenger RNA of Stomoxys calcitrans (stable fly), 1375 nucleotides long. RefSeq names its product odorant receptor 85b. The record is from RefSeq and is a predicted model, not a curated record. The transcript is spliced from 4 exons. Gene Ontology annotation, molecular function: odorant binding; olfactory receptor activity. Bases 33 to 1316 code for a protein of 427 amino acids. Gene Ontology annotation, biological process: detection of chemical stimulus involved in sensory perception of smell; sensory perception of smell. Lineage: Eukaryota; Metazoa; Arthropoda; Insecta; Diptera; Muscidae. Gene Ontology annotation, cellular component: plasma membrane.
CUUAAAUCUCGUAGCUGGCUACCAUAGCAAAAAUGGCAAAAUCUAAGCGGAAACUUGCAAAAUUUGAUGAUUUUCUGAAAUUGUCCAACUUUUUCUACACCAGCGUGGGAGUAAGGCCCUAUGAAAAACCGGGUUUUAUUCAAGGCACUUCCCUCCUAUCCUCCUUCAUCUUCUACUUUGGUGUCAUCAAUAUGAACUGUAUGCUGGUGUGCGAGAUCAUCUAUGUGCUGAGAGCCUUUGCCACUGGAGAAAAUAUUUUACAGGCCAUUAUGACCAUGUCCUAUAUUGGCUUUGUCUUGGUGGGUGAUUUCAAAAUGUUAUAUGUCUGGAGCCAAAAAUCGGCCUUAACCAUAUUCGUGCAGCGACUUAUGAAAAUGUUUCCCCUGGACCUUGAACUGCAAAAGGAAUACCGCAUGCAAUACUACUUGAGCCAAUGUACCACUGUGACGGUGGGCUUCUCCAUGCUGUAUAUGAUCCUUAUAUGGACCUACAAUCUCUUUGCCAUCACCCAGUAUUUUAUCUAUGACAAAUGGCUGCAGACUCGUGUUGUGGGCCAGGAGUUGCCCUACACCAUGUUCUAUGUUUGGGAUUGGCGUGAUAAUUGGUCCUAUUAUUUGAUGUAUUUUCUACAAGAUGUGGCGGGAUAUACCUCGGCAGCUGGACAAAUAAGCAGUGAUCUGAUGUUGUGUGCCUUUGCCACUCAACUGGUCAUGCACUAUGAUUAUGUCUCCAAGACUAUGACCAAUUAUGUGGUGAAGUUGGGUAGUGAAGAUGUCGAAAAUAUGGAUAAAAAGAUCAAUAGAAACUUGAAUGCUAUUGCAAUUGUCCAGGCUAAGGCUCAAGCAGAAGAUAUGCAAUUUUUGCAAGAGAUGAUACGCUAUCAUGAAAAUCUUUUAAAUUUAUCUGAAGAACUUAACAAUAUCUUCGGUGUGCCUUUAUUGCUGAAUUUUGCCACUUCGUCCUUCGUCAUUUGCUUUGUUGGAUUUCAGAUGACCAUAGGAGCAGCUCCGGAUACUUUAAUCAAAUUAUUUCUCUUUCUCAUCUCAUCGAUUGCCCAAGUUUAUUUGAUUUGCCAUUAUGGCCAACUAUUGAUUGAUGCGAGUAUUAAUGUUGCGGAUGCCGUUUAUAAUCAAAAUUGGUCAAAUGCAGAAAUACGAUAUCAAAAAAUGUUGGUUUUAAUGGCCGAACGUGCGCAGAAACCUGCUCAAUUGAAGGCAACUACUUUUGUACUUAUCUCAAGGGGUACUAUGACAGACCUAAUGCAACUUUCAUACAAGUUUUUUGCUUUGUUGCGAACCAUGUAUGUGACGAAAUAAAGGCGAAAAUAACAAAUCAUAUUGAAACUGAUAAUAAAAAUUAAUGAUAUUUAUCUCAA